AUGGGGGACACGGUGCUGCGUGAGCGGUUGCCAAUAUUAUGGAGACGUAUUGAGGAUGCGCACUACAGUUACCUCGAAAUUGACGAUAGCCCUGAAAAACUUCAGCAGAAGAAGAAGCUUGAAGGAUAUAUUCUCGAAUAUCUCACACUAGUGCCUCACGAAUGUAAGUUUGGUUUAGCAGAAACAGGCAAAGUGUUUCAGCGGACGAUCAACGAAUUGCCAGAGUUCAGCGCGUACAGAGCCGGUAUAGGAUGGGCGGCCAUUGCCAGGUAUGCCGGCAACCUCCUGGCACAACCCUGGCGGAAGGAGUAUAGGGUUAUACGACUCUACUCAGGUUUCUACAAACACGAAGUAGAAUCUAACAUGGUGGGUGCAGAAACAAUGCUGCAGGCGAUGGGUUACCGCGCGGUGGGUGCGGGUCGCCUCGCAUUAGAUGGACCCGUGUGUCCAGAUAUGGCCGCGGCUAUAUCUAGAGACGCUAUUAUAGCUCAUUGCGAGUGUCAGAUAAUGUCGCAAAUAUGGGAAGCUGUGUGGAGUGGUGGUGCGCGCGUGUCGUGGGCGGAGAUAGUGAGGGAGAGAUCCGCACACGUGGCCUCAGUGACGGCGGCUGCGGCUCGCUUGAGUGGUUACACUGAUGAUGGCGAUAUUUAUACGAACGUACCUGCAACAACAUCAGAUCCUAAUCGGAGGCUAAUAGACUCGCAAUAUCAAGUCACACCACAGUGUCACUGUUCAGAAUCUCUAGAAGAACCUGUUCAACCUGUGAUAAAUCCGUACAUGAUGUCCAAUAUGGUUCCACCACACUUGAUGUACUCCAUGCAACACAUAAACCCCGAUAUACCAGUGACGGUGCCUCAAUGUAACCCAAUUCCCAUGAUGACCCCUUAUGGGCCUGUACCCUAUUACUACCCUGUACAAACACCAUACAUGAUACCCACCCCCGUAUACGCUCCAAUAAAACAUGCGACAACCAUUCAAGUUAAUGGAUAUCCUAUGCCAUACAGAUAUCCAUCAGUACCAACGGCCCAAUUAAUAGAACUAGAAGCGCCCUCUUUAUACGAAAAUGGUAAAUUCGAAAGGCAUGAAGAUAGGAAUCAUAGAAAAAAUAUGCACACAACAAAACGUACCUCGAAGUCUGCUUUUAGUGAUGUGUCGAUACCGAGCUUGCCAAGAUCCGAUACACAGCCAACUUUGAGUAAAGCGAAGGAAGACGGUAUGGGGACGUAUGAAAGUUGGGACUAUGUGUUUCGGAACUUGUCAAGUAAAGAACAGGACGGGGAUAGUAGAAGUGGUUUUUCACAAUCGUUGGACAGAGAUUCUAGAACGCUUGACAGAUUAGAUAGAGAAGAAAGGAGAUCCAAAUAUCAACCAACAACCCUUGAUUUAGAGGAUGGUCUACAAGCGUUAAACCUUGAUAGAUCUUAUGAUGAAGAAAUAUACAGGACAGCAAAAGUAAAUGAGAAUCUGAUGAGGUUAAAAUUAGAACAGGAACAGAAGAAGGCUAGGCAGCUAGCAAAAAAAUAUCCUGAUGAUAGGAAGCCUAAGAAAUCUUUAGAACCCAUUGGUAACCCAAAGGCAGAUGGUCUAGUCACACAGAAGGUGGCACCAGAUAAAGUGAAACUAUUAACUAAGAAGGAGAUAAAAGAUAGAAAAGAUAUAAUUAAACAACAAAAUUCGGUGAAUGGUUCUGUGCCAAAUACAGCUGAAGUUAAAAAAGUGAAAAAGCCAACGAAGCUAGUUGCAGUUGAAGUGGACAAGACGAAAACCAAGCCAGUGGAAAAUGGAGUACACAAAUCUGGUCACAGCACCAGAAGUACAGUGGUACCCACCAAUCACCAAGCGAACUACGACAUAAAGGCGCAGCUAGUGGUUUCACUCGACGAACCGGACUUUAUACGACGAUCGCCACCGAAAAACCAAAAUGGCGAACGUGAAAAAGACCGUGAACGCGAACGUGAACGUGAACGUUCUUCGAGCCGAGCGAGCACCCAUGACACCAAAACCGACAAAUGGCAGUGCGGUACGUGCACAUAUCUUAACAAACAGUCUGCAAUAGCGUGUGAAAUGUGUGGAAAGUCUAAAAAGGGGCCAGAAAUUGAACCCCUUACCUCCGGUGGACGAGAGUGUCCCGUGUGUACACUAGUCAAUAAGAGAGACGCUACUACGUGUGACGCGUGUGCAUCGAGUCUAGAACAUUGCCCUACAUAUAUA
Molecule: messenger RNA, 2211 nt
Organism: Brenthis ino (lesser marbled fritillary)
Lineage: Eukaryota; Metazoa; Arthropoda; Insecta; Lepidoptera; Nymphalidae
Source: the annotation of a GenBank genome assembly